GAACACUUCACCCCGGAGUGCAAGUUCAAGGAGUCAGUGUUUGAGAACUACUACGUGACCUACUCCUCCAUGAUCUACAGACAGCAGCAGUCUGGUAGGGGCUGGUACCUCGGUCUGAAUAAAGAGGGGGAGAUAAUGAAGGGAAACCACGUGAAGAAGAACAAGCCAGCAGCCCACUUCCUCCCCAAGCCUUUGAAAGGUGAGUCUGUCCAUCUUUCUUCCUAUAUGGUGCUUGGCUCUAUAUUGGAGACAAUAGAGGAUAAUAAGGGAAAUGUUUCUUAGGAAACUUUACUUUUUCUAAAGUUUCUUCAUUAUUCUCCCAAGCCCAUUACAUUGCAAUUGAAAGUUUAUUGGUGAUUCACUAUGGCCUGGAGCACUGAGCUUUGGCAGCGGUUAUUUGUAUAAAUGGGGGACUUUACAGAAAAAACCCCAAGCUUCUCUUUGAUUAACUUUUUCUCUCUCUCUGCGGGUAGUCUCUCACUACAGCCUGGGAUAGGCUGCUCUUAGCCCCCCUGCCAUCGGGCUUUCUGCUCUGAGGCAGUGGUGUGUGGACAGGGCUAUUGAGAACUUCCCAAAAGCUAUUCAUACUUCAUUGGAGCCAGACAGUGGAAAAGGCAGGGGCAGUGUCCAUGCUGAAAAGCUGCGGGAAUGCUAAAGUUCUGCCUGUUUGAAUAGAGACAGCUAGGCUUUUUAACACUAAUGUCAUGGCUCCCCACCUCCACCCAACCAGGCCAGGUGCCUCAUGGGAGGAAGGGGAAGGAGGGGGGAUGAUUGUGUGCUGGAUAGAUGGAUCUGUUCAUGAUGUUGAAAAGGCCACAGCUCUUUCAUCUAGAACAAGAUACAGGCUUACCUGUCAACAGAGAGAACAAGAAAAAACUGAGAGCGUCUGUACUCCACUUCCACGAGAUGAAAGGAUGAGCUUUUAGACAAAAAAUCCCCAUUAAAGAAAGGAACUGCUAGUGACGCAAAUUACUCAACCGAUGAGAGCACCAAGCGGGUAGCAAUUUAUUUAGAAAAAUCUGAUCAAACGUUCAGUCGUUUCGUCAUUUGGAUCCGUCAAGUUGCAAGCUUCUUUUGUGGUUACAUGAUUUACAGAGGUGAGCACAGAAUAAAGAGUGUGUGCCACAAAUACACUGUUACCCUGUUUGUGUACAGUCCGAAAAUCAUGGUUAAAAGAUGCCAUGAAGUUGUAAUCCCUAAAUGAGGGCAGGAGGGCAUUGGAGAGUGACGCACUGGGCUUUGAAUCCCUUUCAACACCUUUUUCACAAGGGCAGAAAGGUACAGCAAACAGACAGCUGUGAUGAUGAUGCUUUCUCUUACUGGGUUGCGGUUGGCUUGGCUGCUCUGCUCUUAUCCUCCGACCGACCGACCAGUAGCUCAUUAAAAAUCUAAGUCACUGCUCACUGUAAUUGCUUUUGGGUUACAUUUAAACAGCACGACCAGGGGGCCCAAACACACUUAAGAGCAAUAGCCAGAGAAUGAUCGCCCCGCACUCAGGACUGAGAGAGAGAGAGAGAGAGAGAGAGAGAGAGAGAGAGAGAGAGAGAGAUAGAGAGAGAGAGGAGAGAGAGAGAGAGAGAGAGAGAGAGAGAGAGAGAGAGAAGAGACGAUAGAGAGAGAGAGAGAGAGAGAGAGGCUGCUUAAGCUGCUAGGUCGAAGAGGGAGAGAUACAGUAGAGAAAGAAAUGGAGGGAUGAUUGGUAGAGGAGAAGCGUAAAUGAACUAAGGAUGAACGGCCCCAGCGGUGAGAUGGACUGACCUCCAGGUCAUCCUCCAGCAUUAUAGUUGCAUAAUGCCAUGGCUAAUAAGCCCAGUAUCGAUCCCACACAGCUUCCCACUGAAGUCCACUAUUGAUUGACUCGUGUGCGCAGGGAUUCUUUGUGUGAAGCGUGCUGCUGUCACCAGAAAGCCAAGGCUAAGGGAAUGAAGUAUCUUUGGAGAGUUUGGUUUGCUGCUUGGGCCAAAGCCCCAGAGAACCACACAUCAAAGCACAUUCUGUCCAGAGGCUGUUUGAGGAGUGGCUCCUAAAGACUAAAGAGAUCAGAACCUCUAAGAUGACUGGUGUUUCUUCUGAAAAGUUUAAGAGAUGCAAACAAAGUUGCUUUAGCUCGGUGUGCUGCAGUACACAUCAAGGAGAAGGGUACAAGCUCCUGAAUAGCUAAUGUAAGGCAGUGGCUAUAAGUUAUUUCUGUCCUAAAUAAAUGCCUUGUCCUGGCUUUUUUUACUCCCUACUGCAUAUUUCAGGGUUGUACAUUAUGUUAAGAUAUAAAGUGACAUGAUCAGAGGGAAUUGAGCAAUAGAAUAGAAUAGAAUAGAACUUGGUCCGGCCAGAGAGGAAAAUAUGCAUCUUCAGAGGGACAAUGCAAUUCUAUUCUAUUCUGUUCGAUUCUAUUCUAUUCUACUGCUCAGCUCCGCUCCAUCUACAAUAGCAGCCUUAUCCAUGUGUCUGACCAUUGUCCCGUAUGUCUGUCUGUCCCACAGUGGCCAUGUACAGGGAACCCUCCCUCCACGACCUGACAGAGUUCUCGCGCUCUGGCAGCGGCACACCAACCAAGUCCCGGAGUGCCUCGGCCGUGCUCAACGGAGGCAAGGCGGUGAGCCAGAAUGAGUCCACGUAG
Messenger RNA from Coregonus sp. 'balchen', 2617 nucleotides. The record is from the annotation of a GenBank genome assembly. NCBI's taxonomy places the organism in Eukaryota, Metazoa, Chordata, Actinopteri, Salmoniformes, Salmonidae.